Dendronephthya gigantea is the source of this 1371-nucleotide messenger RNA. RefSeq names its product opioid-binding protein/cell adhesion molecule-like. Bases 10 to 1368 code for a protein of 452 amino acids. The transcript has 7 exons. Gene Ontology annotation, cellular component: axon; neuronal cell body; plasma membrane. The record is from RefSeq and is a predicted model, not a curated record. NCBI's taxonomy places the organism in Eukaryota, Metazoa, Cnidaria, Anthozoa, Malacalcyonacea, Nephtheidae. Gene Ontology annotation, molecular function: axon guidance receptor activity. Gene Ontology annotation, biological process: synapse organization; homophilic cell-cell adhesion.
AUACCAGAAAUGAAUAUGCGAUUAACGACAGCAUACGACUUUCUUGUGGUUGUAUCUUCAAAAAUGAGUGAUUUCGCAUUUCUUUCUAUGAUUUGUCUUGCUUUUAUGCUUUCCCAAUGCGAAGGGAAGAUCUUUCCGCCACCUGAAGGGACUGAAAUAACAUUUUUACCUGGAACAGAUGGGAAAAUACGGUGGUCAUUUGAUGACGAACUGUCUUCUGGCAGUUUUCGUGGUUGGUAUCGACGAAAAACCUUAGAUGAAAAAGCAAAGUUACUUGCACAAAUCAUCGAUGAUGAUUCAGUGCCAAGUUUCCUCGCACCUGGCUACGCAAUAGAAGGAAACGCAACACUGGUGAUAAAAAAUGUUAAUGAAAGUCAUAAUGGAAUAUAUCAGUUUUUCCUUGGCCCCCAUCAUCCAUCUAAUGUUGUAGUUUUUGUCGCAAGCAAACCAGCAGUAACAGUCAAUUGUUCCAGUUCCAUCGCAGCAAUUGAGGGUGAUAAUAUCACAUGUAUCUGCCAGGCCAGAGAUGGUAAUCCUCCAGCUAACGUGACAUGGUAUAAAGAUGGCGUCAAGAUCACUGAAUCGGAAAAAAAUAGACAAAUAUUAAAUCUAAACGAUGUCGAUAAAAAAGAUAGUGGAAUAUACAAAUGUAUAGCCCGAAGCUACACCUUAGCAGACGAAAAAUCAAUUGAAGUAAUGGUAUAUUACCCAGUCUCACCUGCUAUUUUAAGUCUUACGACCACCCCAGAAGAUGUUGUAAUUGGUGAAUCAGUUGUAAUAACAUGCGAAGCUAUAGCUGUUCCCUUACCAAGUUAUACAAUAAUCCAUAAUGAUACUAAAGUCGUCAGUAAUCGCAAGACGUAUAUUAUAACGCUUUUGAAAUACAACGAUGCUGGCUCAUAUGAAUGUAUUGCUACAAAUCAACUUGGAAAAAGUUCAAAGACUUUUAAUUUGUCUGUCGUCGAAAUACGAAAAACGAAUACCCCAAGUUCGAAAGGUGUCGGAACAGACAAACCAGAAUUACAGGAAUCCCAGAAUUGCCAAAGUGGAACUGAAUGGUACAUCGUUUUGGUAUCAUCCGUGACCACAUUCAUCAUAGGAAUUCUCAUUUCUUGCACUGUUUUUUACUUUCGUUGUAAAUUCAGAAGUAGGAAGCCUCAACCAAACCGUGAAAGUCCAAAAUCUCAAGUUGAUAAAACUUAUCAGGAAUUAGAUCUUACAAAAAUGAACACAGGAGAGAAUUAUCAGACAUUGACAGCGGUUCACGGCGCUGCAGCAAGUAAUGAAAGUGUAAGAGAAGAUGACUCAACUUACACUGAGCUGAGUAAAACCAGAGAUAUAGAGGAAAACUAUCAAUCUUUGACUUGAACA